Biomphalaria glabrata is the source of this 2573-nucleotide messenger RNA. RefSeq lists its product as uncharacterized. The coding region runs from base 358 to 2442 and encodes 694 amino acids. The transcript is spliced from 12 exons. Gene Ontology annotation, biological process: lipid metabolic process. Gene Ontology annotation, molecular function: phosphoric diester hydrolase activity. NCBI's taxonomy places the organism in Eukaryota, Metazoa, Mollusca, Gastropoda, Planorbidae. The record is from RefSeq and is a predicted model, not a curated record.
CUACUGUCUACAUCCUCUGCUCGCGGGCCUAUCAUUAUGUGUGAUAUAAAAUCUUCUAAGCAUUGUUGUCUGUACUUAUAUACUAUCCGCUCAUCACGAGAAUAUGUUGCUGACAAUAUUCUUUUGUUUAGUUUUGUCACAGAGAUCAUAUCUGUCUAUAUUUUAAAUAUAUGAUAUUAGGGGAAAAAAGUUGUUUACUCAUUUCUAGCGGGACGGCUAUAUAUAUAUAGAAUUUAGGUAGAGUUUAUAUAUAGAGAUACAGAUCUACAGAGUAUAAAUAUAGGCUAUACUUUCGUAUAUAGGCCUAUAUAUGAGCAACGUAAUUUAUGUAUCAUAUUUUCGGUGCUGGUAAGAAAAAUGAAAUUUUCCUAUACGCAUGUGUGUAUGUUAAUGUUUUUAUCGAGUCGGUUUGAUUUGGUUUGCUUAAAAAAAACGACUAGAAACAAGUGUGGGAAAAUCAAUGCGGCGUUCAACUCAGAGACUCGUGUUGUGUAUUUCCUGAGUGGAGCGGAAUACAUUAAGUACAACUUUCGUUACAACACAGAAGAAACAGUUGCCCCACUGUCUAACUUAGGUGUUAAUGAAGAGCUGUCCAAUCCUGACGCAGCUUAUACAGAUAGGAAUGGAACUAUUCACAUUUUAAAGGGAUGUCUUGCUUACAGCUUCAAGUGGAAAAGCGGAGAAGAAUUAGUUCAAGACCGAAUCACUAAUGUCACAACUUUGGGAUUACCCUGCGACGUGGAUGCGGCGUUAAAUAAACAAGGGGAUGUACUUGUAACAAAAGGGUGCAGAGAAUGGAUGCUGAACCAACGCACACAGAUGUUUGAGCAGAGAGGUAACAUCACUGACCGAGGUUUACCGUGUGACCUGGACGCUGCUGUAGAAUGGCCAGACUCAACGUAUUGCUUUAUCAAAGGAGUUCAGUUCUGGAAAUAUGACGAUGAUGACGUGGAUGGACCUUUCAACACGGACCUGUUAAAUCUCUGCUCUUGGAAUCUAUGCGGGGAGAGGGAGUGGAUGAGAAUGGAAAGAUCUGGAACAGUUUCUUGUAACGGGGAUAGACGGUUGUGUUCUUUAAGAUUAAAUCAAAUUACAUUGGCUGGCUUACACAAUGCCGGGUCUGGCUUUGACGGCGGAUUCGGCUUUUUGGAUUGUUUUCUGAGGAAUCAUGGAUUGUCUAUAACCGAACAGCUGAGGCUAGGUAUUCGUCACUUCGAUAUUGAUCCAUGUUUUGACAAAUGUGGACUUCUUGGCUCUUGUCACAAUGUUGUCUGUGGAGGAGGGAUCUGUCCAAUGCUUAAGCAGCUUCGUAGUUUUUUACGAGAUCAUUUGGGCGAGAUUGUGACCUUGAACUUUAAUCACGAAAUUCAGCAGCCCGAAAAAGUCUUCCCAGCCUUAAGCAGGCAAUUAAUGACUCAAUUGGGUCCUAUGCUUAACAAACAUUUUAGGAAAUCUCCUAAACACGUCUGGCCCACGUUAAAGCAAACAAUCAGAAAGAAGAAAAGGAUCUUUGUUUUCUAUGCACCAAUUAUUGAACGCCCUCCCCACGAUGAGUUCUAUAACAAGUAUAAAUGGAUUCAUAGCGAGCGUUUCUAUGGAAGCACGUGGAUAGAGUUUGGCGUGAACGAUGGCUGUAAUAAGGUAGUGAAUAUAACCAAAGAAGUCUGUGAGUCAAGAAACUGGAGAGAACUCUUGGAAGUCUCCAUCAUUCCUUCAGGAUUUUGUAUCAACAGUAAUGCCGCUAAGUGCAGACCUUUCUACCAUCAGUCCCUGAGAGCUUGUGAACAAUUUAGAUUCGUACGAAACGACUCGCCGAAUGUAUUGUUAGUGGACUAUCCAGAGGAAGCCAAUGAUCCAAGCUCCUCUGUCUUCCAGGCUGUUCACCAUCAGAAUAUCAGAAAUAUCUACCAGCACAAAAAGUCAUCAUGUUAUGUAAAGGUAGAUGCCGCAGUGAAAGUGAAUGCCCAAACUAUUUUAUUUUUCUCUGGGUCGAGAAUAAUUACAUACGAUGUAACACAUCUUUCCCAAAGCAAUAUCAGACAUGUUCCAGGGUUAGAAUCCAUAGAUGCAGCCUAUCUGAGUCCUGCAGGGAACUUUAUCAGUGUUAUAAAAGGUUGUAUCUAUUGGGAAAUCAACAGUACAUCAUUACUUCCUGUUUCUGCUGAAGUGACAAGGAAUGAGACAUGUGAUAUAGACGCAGCAAUCUUUUGGAAAGAUCAACUUUAUACAUUCAAAGGCUGCAAUGUGACUUCUCAAGGUGGCAGGGUUCAACCGCUAUUGAAAAUGGGACUACCCUGCUCUCUAGAUGCAGCCCUGCUAAUUGACAGUAAUGUAUAUGCAUUCAAGGGCAAUAACUACUGGAUUUACAAUGAUCAUGGAGAAGCCAAACUGGUGGGGAAAACCCUGGACUGGAACAUUGACGUGGUGCACUGCACUGAUUAACAUUACUAGUGCUGUAGGAAAAACUGAAAAGAAGGAAGGGAAAUGAUCAUAUGGACUUGAGUGUGUUGACAAGCUGAUAAGAAACAUAUGUGCAUACAAUAAUCUUUAUUAAACAAUGUGAAAUAAGUACA